UGUAUGCUAUACGAUGUAGGUUCGCUUCAUCAGUAAUUUUUCUCGCAUUCAUUAAUUGAAGUUUUAAAAGCGUGUUUUUUUUUUAAGAUUUUAAGAGUUUGUGAAACUCUAUUAAAAAUAAUAGUUAUUUUAAAUUGGUUCACCAUUUUUUUUUGUAUGUAGAGUUGAAAAAAAAUGGCUAAUACAAAAAACAAAAUGCUGAACAAAAAAAAAAUAGUAGUAGAAAACAGUUAAUGGAAAAUAAUGGCUAAAGUACAGGGCUAUUGGAACUGUUGAUAUUAUACAAAGACGUCGACGUGGUAUAGGAUGUUUUCGUCAAUGGUUUACACGUCCAUCUUUACCAUUUAUUAUUGGAAUAUUAGCAUUAGGAGGUGUUGCAUGCACAUUAGGUGGUAUAAUACUUGGAUCAACUGGUUUAGUUGAACAUUCAACACAAUAUUUGAGUGCUGCAUUAUUAAUGAUUGGUAUUGGUGUAUCAUUAUUAGUGAUAUCUGGUGCAAUAUGGCGUUUAAGUAUACCAGAUGAAAUUGAAAAUUGUCCAUGUUUUAGACAUUUAGAAACAUGCCGUAAUUGUAAUAGUCCAUAUUGUGGUAAUAGAUUAUUACAAACAUAUAAUGGUUAUAUGUAUCCAGAAUUUCAACAUAGACCACCGCCACCAUCAUAUAUGACAAGUUUAAAUGAAUGUACAGUUGGUUUGUUAUUUCAUCAUGAAGUCGCUAAUUUACAAAGAAAUGAUAGUAUUAGAAUAUCAACACCACCGCCGGCAUAUCGUUCUUCACAAUCAUUAAGUGUUUUUGUUCCAUUACAUGCAACAUUAAGUCCAAGUCAACAUAGUUUAAUACAAGAAGUUACAACAAUACCAUUAACAUCGUCAACAACAUUUACAGAAUCGGAGAGAUCACAAUUAAUUCUCUCACAAACAGAUACAAUUAUUAAUAAUAAUGAUGUUAUAAAUAAUUCUCAAGUGUUACCAAAGGUAAUGAGCACGGUACAUGAAAAUUCCUCCACUCCUUCUCACAAAAAAGAUGGAGUAACACAAUUAUCGGAGACAAUUUAAGGAAAAAUCUGUAAAAAAAUAUACAAAAAAAAAUUUAAAUUUUUUUUUCUCAUUCUUAUAGCAAAUUUUAUUCUACUCUUGAUUUUUUUACUAAUUCUUUUGUAAUGCAAUUUUUAAAAUAAUUUUUUUUAUAUACUCAUUAUCCCUGUUAAAUCGUAAGAGAAUCAAAAAAUAUUUAUAGAGAAAAAUAUUUUUUAACAAUAAGUGUACAAUUUAAUAGAAAAAUUUUAUUUUCUCCUUCAGAUUUGAUAGUUUUUAAGUUUUCUCUAUCU
Molecule: messenger RNA, 1329 nt
Organism: Condylostylus longicornis
Lineage: Eukaryota; Metazoa; Arthropoda; Insecta; Diptera; Dolichopodidae
Exons: 4
Coding region: 458-1057 (199 amino acids)
Source: RefSeq, a predicted model, not a curated record